Messenger RNA from Vicia villosa (hairy vetch), 1280 nucleotides. Its product is annotated as F-box/kelch-repeat protein At3g06240-like. The transcript has a single exon. NCBI's taxonomy places the organism in Eukaryota, Viridiplantae, Streptophyta, Magnoliopsida, Fabales, Fabaceae. The record is from RefSeq and is a predicted model, not a curated record. The coding region runs from base 116 to 1276 and encodes 386 amino acids.
UCAAUAACUACAGUUUGGAUAGAAAUUAUUAUUAAAUGUUGAUUGAUAUAGAACCUCAAGAGUCACGCUUUGCUUUUCCACACAGAUUCACGUUACUACUUCCAUUUUCUUUUCUAUGGCUCCAACAAAUGAAAAGGUUAGUAACCAUGUUCCUGAUUAUAUCAUCUUCUCUAUUUUCUCUAAGCUACGUUUAAAAUCUGUUCAUCGUUUUACCUGUGUGCGUAAAUCUUUGACUCUUUUAUUUCAAAACCCUAUUUUCAUGAAAAUGUAUAGCAAUAACAUGGUUUCCAAAUAUCAUUCAUUAUACCAUGAAACUGAUCUCCUCCUAAACCGUUUCGAUAAUAUUGACUAUCAAUGGAAGUUGUACCUUGUCUCUGAUGAGAAAUAUGAAAGUAAAGUGCAACUGAACUGGCCAUGUCCUUUCGGCCCAAAAUAUGGUCCUUCUAAACCUCAUAUUGUAGGUUCUGCUAUCAAUGGCAUUCUUUGUAUAUAUGAUACAGAACACCCUACAAUUAUCGUGUUAUGGAAUCCAGUUACGGAGGAGUUAGCUAGUGUUCCUGCGAGUAGGGCUAGAUUGUAUCAUGAGUUUGAAACUGAGUUUGUUAUUCAUGGAUUUGGUUAUGAUCAUGUUAAUGAUGAUUAUAAAAUCAUUCAGCUUGUUGUUUAUAUCGGAGGCCUUGAAGAUUAUGACCAAGAAGCACCAUCUGGCCCGAAAUGGGAGUUAUAUAGUUUAAGAAACAACUCUUGGAAGAAAAUUUAUGUUGACAUGCCACAGCGUUACCUGUGUAGUAAGGGUACUGAAGUGUAUUUGGAUGGAGUGUGCUAUUGGUGGGGGAAGACAGAUCAUGAAACAUAUGUUGUGUCAUUUAACUUGACCAAUGAAAUGCAUCUUACAACUCUCUUUCCCUUUAAUAUGCAAGAUUUUAAAAGAUUUGAUAGACAUUUGGUUGUGUUAAAUGGGCAUGUUGCUAUGAUAUUGAGUUAUGUAAAGAAAACUUGGCCUUCUUUUAGCAUAUCAAUAUCAGUUUUGGGCGAGCCUGGUGUUGCAGAAUCGUGGACUAAACUCUUUGAUAUUAGACCAUUGUCUUGUAUCGAGCAUCCUAUUGGAUCGGGCAAGAAGGGUAAUGUGUUUUUUAGAAAAGAUGAUGAUGAACUAGCUUGUCUUGAUUUAUCUACUGGAGUAGUUGAGGACAUUGGUGUUAAAGCAGAAAGUUAUCGUUCUCAGGUUGUUGUUUAUAAGAAAAGCUUUCUUUCCGUGGGAGGAAUGACUAAUUAGUAGU